AUGUCGGCACCUUCCUCGAGCCAGCAGCAACGCAACUUUGACUUCACCUAUGGCAACGAGCGCGCCAGGGCCAUCGUUCGAACCCACAACGCACGGCUCACCGAGCGGGCCUUCGAGUACAUAGCGCAGCGGACAUCGUUGGAGCGAGCAGCACUUCGUAGUCUUCGGAGCACCUUCCCGGGCCUCAGUUCGGACGACCUCAUGCACAAGUGGAUUGAUCGGCUCACCGGGGCAUCGGCCACCGACGUGCCGGACCCCACAGGCGAUGUCAUCGAAGCCAAGGCAGUGGACACCAUGAAGCGCGCCGAGGUGUACCUGGACCUCCUCAAGCACGCCGAGGACAACAACCCAGCAGAAAACUGCCUCGAUUGCACGUUCUGCGGGGCAUGGUUUCCGCCUUACUGGUUGCUGGACAUAACCCCAGAAGCAACAGCAGAUUGGCGCAAUCAUUAUUACAGAUGCUGCUUCCAGUGCAUCAACGGGGACAACGACGACUACUACUGGUUCACCGGCACCGCGGUGAGCCCCAAUCGCACCAACUACAGACACCAGGACUGCGCGUCAGUGGCCAAUCAGGAUGCAGACUACGAGAAGUACCCCAAGCGCUGGGUCAUCGCCUUGGACGAGAACAACCAGCACCAGCGCAAGUUGUGCAUCGAGGCCAUGUGGUCGGACAACAAAUUCCGGUGGGUGCGCCAUGUCGUCAUACCCCGCACCAACAACCCCAAUCAGGCCACAACGUUGGAUGUGGACACCUUCUACAAGCUCUGCCAGAAAGUCAUCACCAUCAGACGCCGUGAAGCAGGGGAGCAACAUCGUCUGCGGAACACCUAUUGGACAGCUGCAUCCGAGCAAAUCCAUCAAGAACACCCGGGGCUCAACAAGGCAGAAGUUCGUGCACAGGUGCGGGCACGUAUCUUGGCCCUCGUUGACCGCUUCACCGUGGACAUCCUGAGCUCAACAGAAGGAGACCGCGCGCGCAUCAUGGCGGCGUUCCGACAGUGGGACGAGGACACCAUCAAGUCGGCCCUAGACCCGGAUUGGGAUCGCCAUGCCUUCUUCCAGCGCAUCGAGGCGGACAACCGCCUCACCGAGUGGGCCGUGGUGGACAACAAGCACUGGCUUCGGAAGAUAUCACCGCUCGCCCCCGUCAAGGACCAACAUGGACGGUACAACUGCCCGGAAAAGAAGGACGAGGAUCGCCUAUUGCAGCAGCUCAAGCUGGCAAUCCUCAACAUCCAGCAGGAGAUCACCGACCGCGACGACUUCAACCAAUUCAUCACGGAGGCCCUCAAGGACGUCGCGAACAAGAACCAGUACCCCGACAAGUUCUUUAGGGAGGAGUUCAACAGCCACGACACCGCGCGCAACUAUGGUCUCGUCGAGUACCUCAACGACCCGCCUUACUAUGACAUGACCAUGUACACCUAUGAAGCCGGAGUCACCCAGAUCCUGACACAGAAGGUUCGCGAUGACCUCACACACCUUGCUCUGAGACUGGUGGACCAGGGCGUCCGCAACAUCGACCAGAUGAACGGCCUCACCCCAGAGCAAGUCUUAGCUGUAGCGCCAGAACAACGAGACCUCGAGGCCUUCUGUCGAUUGCUGGGACGAUCCAUCCCCAAGCGCACCACAGAGAUCAGGACACGCGGACGCAGAGAUCUACCCGUGGUAACAUCGUCAACGAGGGGAUCCAUCAUCGGGGCAUUGGAGGCGGCGGCGCCAGCAGUACAACAGGAGGCGAUCCAGAACCUCGUGAGGGACCAGUAUGCCAACACCACCCGCAAUACGCGGGACUCGAGAUGGAACCUCUGGACUCGCCUGGCUACAUCAUGGAAAUUACCGCCUCUCCCGAUUACGGCAGAGCUCGUCCAGGCCAUCGCAUCCAGCCUCAAGCGAGGCAGGUGCCGUUCCUCGGCUCAAGUCUUCAGUAUGGCAAGACAGCAGCCCGGAUGCAGACUCUCCGCGGACAUCGAGCAGCAGAUCACCAUGUGCAUCAGGAGCAUCGAGCGGGGUCUAGGCCCAUCAACGCUCAAGGACGCAUUCAUUGUCGAGGACCUCGCAGCCACAACGGACAGCUCCACUACACCACCACCAGCGGAAGACCACUGGGCAGAGUACCUCUACGACUGCGUCCUCGUUACCCUCAUUUGCUGCUGGUGGAUGCUUCGGGGCAUCGAAGUGGCAGCAGCUUGGUUCUCCAACGUUUGGUUCGAGACCACCGCCUUUGGCAGGUUGGCGUUUUUCACGCUCCCCUGUCACAAAACAGACACAGUUGGUAUGUGUAUUACACGGUCGCACCCAUGCACAUGCUCCGACAACAUGGCGGCCCUCUGUCCAUACCAUGCUUUGGACACCUUCAUUCGGCGCAACCAUCGCCCGACCACCGACAGAAAUGACGAAUACCUCUUCUAUGGACGUCGAGGCGGACCCAUCACGCGCCUGGAGACCAUCGAAGUGUUCCGAAAGGCCAUCGCAAGCACCGGCGCCGAGCUCACCAGACCCGAGCCCCAGGGACAGCUUCUACAUCGCUUCAACGAACAU
This is a messenger RNA of Symbiodinium pilosum, 2544 nucleotides long. Lineage: Eukaryota; Dinophyceae; Suessiales; Symbiodiniaceae. The record is from the annotation of a GenBank genome assembly.